Phacochoerus africanus (Common warthog) is the source of this 6537-nucleotide messenger RNA. RefSeq names its product membrane associated ring-CH-type finger 6 (gene MARCHF6). The coding region runs from base 241 to 2973 and encodes 910 amino acids. The transcript is spliced from 26 exons. Gene Ontology annotation, cellular component: endoplasmic reticulum membrane. NCBI's taxonomy places the organism in Eukaryota, Metazoa, Chordata, Mammalia, Artiodactyla, Suidae. Gene Ontology annotation, molecular function: zinc ion binding. The record is from RefSeq and is a predicted model, not a curated record.
CUCUCCCCGACCCUCCCCCUCCCCUCUGUCGCCCGCUUUCUGUCAGCCUCUCUCCCUCUCCCUCUUCCCCUCUCUCCUUCCUCUAGCUUCCUCUCACGCACCUGAGCACAAACACCUGCCCGGGCCCAGCUCCGCUCCCUCCUCCCUCCUCCCCCUCCCUUUUUCCCCGCCCCGGCCGGAAGGCUCCGGCCUCGGCCACAGGAGCUUCGCGGCUGCGUCACCGCCGCCCCCUCAGACAAGAUGGACACCGCCGAGGAAGACAUAUGUAGAGUGUGUCGGUCAGAAGGAACACCUGAGAAACCUCUUUAUCAUCCUUGUGUAUGUACUGGCAGUAUUAAGUUUAUCCAUCAAGAAUGCUUAGUUCAGUGGCUGAAACACAGUCGAAAAGAAUACUGUGAAUUAUGCAAGCACAGAUUUGCUUUCACACCAAUUUAUUCCCCAGAUAUGCCUUCACGGCUUCCAAUCCAAGACAUAUUUGCUGGUCUGGUUACAAGUAUUGGCACUGCAAUACGAUAUUGGUUUCAUUAUACACUUGUGGCCUUCGCAUGGUUAGGAGUUGUUCCUCUUACAGCAUGCCGCAUCUACAAGUGCUUGUUUACUGGCUCUGUGAGCUCACUACUGACACUGCCACUAGACAUGCUGUCCACGGACAAUUUAUUGGCGGAUUGUUUGCAGGGUUGUUUUGUGGUGACAUGCACACUCUGUGCGUUCAUCAGCCUGGUGUGGCUGCGAGAGCAGAUCGUCCACGGAGGAGCCCCGAUUUGGCUGGAGCAUGCUGCUCCGCCCUUCAAUGCUGCUGGGCAUCACCAAAAUGAGGCUCCAGCAGGAGGAAAUGGUGCUGAAAAUGUUGCCCCCGACCAGCCUGCUAACCCACCUGCCGAGAAUGCAGUGGUGGGAGAAAACCCUGAUGCCCAGGAUGACCAGGCGGAGGAGGAGGAGGAGGAGAAUGAGGAGGAGGAUGAAGCUGGAGGGGAAGACGCAGCUGAUGCCAACAAUGGCGCGCAGGAUGACAUGAACUGGAAUGCUUUAGAAUGGGAUCGAGCUGCAGAAGAGCUUACAUGGGAAAGAAUGUUAGGACUUGAUGGAUCACUAGUUUUUCUAGAACAUGUCUUCUGGGUGGUGUCUUUGAACACACUGUUCAUUCUUGUUUUUGCAUUUUGCCCUUACCACAUUGGUCAUUUCUCCCUUGUUGGUUUGGGAUUUGAAGAACAUGUCCAGGCAUCUCAUUUUGAAGGCCUAAUCACCACCAUAGUUGGGUAUAUACUUUUAGCAAUAACGCUGAUAAUUUGUCAUGGCUUGGCAACUCUUGUUAAAUUUCACAGGUCUCGUCGCUUGCUGGGAGUCUGCUAUAUUGUUGUUAAGGUCUCUUUGUUAGUGGUGGUAGAAAUUGGAGUAUUCCCUCUCAUUUGUGGCUGGUGGCUGGAUAUCUGUUCCCUGGAAAUGUUUGAUGCUACUCUGAAGGAUCGAGAAUUGAGCUUUCAGUCCGCUCCAGGUACUACCAUGUUUCUGCACUGGCUGGUGGGGAUGGUGUAUGUGUUCUACUUCGCCUCCUUCAUCCUGUUACUGAGAGAGGUACUUCGACCUGGUGUCUUGUGGUUUCUAAGGAAUUUGAAUGAUCCAGAUUUUAAUCCAGUACAAGAAAUGAUUCACUUGCCUAUUUAUAGGCAUCUCCGAAGAUUUAUUUUGUCAGUGAUUGUCUUUGGCUCCAUUGUCCUCCUGAUGCUUUGGCUGCCUAUACGGAUAAUUAAGAGUCUGCUGCCUAAUUUUCUUCCAUAUAAUGUCAUGCUCUAUAGUGAUGCUCCAGUGAGCGAACUGUCCCUUGAGCUGCUUCUGCUUCAGGUUGUCUUACCAGCGUUACUUGAGCAGGGGCAUACACGGCAGUGGCUGAAGGGGCUUGUGCGAGCAUGGACUGUUACUGCUGGAUACUUGCUGGAUCUUCAUUCCUAUUUGUUGGGAGACCAGGAAGAAAAUGAGAACAGUGCAAACCAACAAGUUAACAAUAACCAGCAUGCCCGAAAUAACAACGCUAUUCCUGUGGUGGGGGAAGGCCUGCAUGCAGCCCACCAAGCCAUACUCCAGCAGGGAGGGCCUGUCGGCUUUCAGCCUUACCGCCGGCCUUUAAAUUUUCCACUCAGGAUAUUUUUGUUGAUUGUCUUCAUGUGUAUAACCUUACUGAUUGCCAGCCUCAUCUGCCUUACUCUACCAGUAUUUGCCGGCCGUUGGUUAAUGUCCUUUUGGACGGGGACUGCCAAAAUCCAUGAGCUCUACACAGCUGCUUGUGGCCUCUACGUUUGCUGGUUAACCAUCAGGGCGGUGACGGUGCUGGUAGCUUGGAUGCCACAGGGACGCAGAGUGAUCUUUCAGAAGGUUAAAGAGUGGUCCCUCAUGAUAAUGAAGACCUUAAUAGUUGCGGUUCUGCUCGCUGGAGUUGUCCCGCUUCUUCUGGGGCUCCUGUUUGAGCUGGUUAUUGUUGCUCCCCUGAGGGUUCCCUUGGAUCAAACUCCUCUUUUUUACCCAUGGCAGGACUGGGCACUUGGCGUCCUGCAUGCCAAAAUCAUUGCAGCUAUAACAUUGAUGGGUCCUCAGUGGUGGUUGAAAACUGUAAUUGAGCAGGUUUACGCAAACGGCAUCCGGAACAUUGACCUUCACUAUAUCGUUCGGAAACUGGCAGCGCCAGUGAUCUCUGUGCUCUUGCUUUCCCUGUGUGUACCUUACGUCAUUGCGUCUGGCAUCGUUCCUCUACUAGGUGUUACUUCAGAAAUGCAAAACUUGGUCCAUCGGCGGAUUUAUCCAUUUUUACUGAUGGUUGUGGUAUUGAUGGGAAUCUUGUCCUUCCAGGUCCGCCAGUUUAAGCGCCUUUAUGAACAUAUUAAAAAUGACAAGUACCUUGUGGGCCAACGCCUUGUGAACUAUGAACGGAAAUCUGGCAAACAGGGCACCUCUCCGCCACCUCCACAGUCAUCCCAAGAAUAAAGUGGUUGUCUCAACUACCUUGACCUUCCCCUUGCCUUUACGUGUCCUUUUUUGUGGACUUCUCUCUUUGGAGAUUUUUCCCAGUGAUCUCUCAGCAUUGUUUUUAUUUUAAAUCUGUUGACUUGUGUUCUCGGCAUCCAGAGAGCUGCCCUUCCUGCACCUUCUGACAUCAUUGCUGUCUGAGGUCUGUACAUGUGUAAAUAGAAGUUCCUGGAUACCCUAAAACCUUGGAUUAAACAGAAUGUGCAUUGUACAUCUUUAAACAAAAUGUAUAUUAAUUUAUUAAAUCUAGUUGUCACUUUAUUUUGGACCUGCUGUGAUCUUGACAGGAAAUGUGCCACAGAGCCAUGGUGCAGGGGCAAGACUUUUCAAUGGCGUCUUUUGGAGUGCACUGUCGUGGUGUUCCUUGCAGUUCUUACUGAGUAAACUGUACAUUCUGUUUCUCUUGGCUGUUCAGACCUUACCAAGAACGUAAAAGGAAACAAGUAGAAAUCGACAGUGGAGUGUCUGUGGUAAGAAAACAUGAACUUGUGCUUCACUGUCAAUCGUUUUUGGAAGUUAUUUUGUAUAACACCAAAGCUGUUGUACAUUUUCUACUGCCUGAUUUUUUUUCAUGUGUCUGUGUUUGUAAUAUUGUAUAGUAUCUUGUGCUAGGUAGGGAAAUUAUUUUUAAUUUUGAUAAUUUAAUAUUCCUAGUGACCAGCAUUGGGAGCUGGGUUUUUGUGCUUGUUAGGGGCAUGACUAUACUUAGAGAAAAAAAAGUCCAAAAGAAGAUUUUUCAUUAGAUCACCCAACCCCUUUUUCCCAGAUACAGCUAUCUUUUUUUCCUUCUUGGCAACAGUGGCCAAAAGUCAUGCAAGAUCAUAAAUCUUAUAGAAUAACAUCACCGAUGAUACUGCAUCUUCCUGGAAUAAGGACAUACUGAAAUGUAAGUUAAAUGUAGAUGGGGUUUGUGGUCUUAGAUGGACAGCAUUAGAGAAAUUGUUAGAACCCCCCCCCCCGGUCCUGGUAGUUAGUACAUCAUUGGGUGAGAACUAGGAGCGGUGCAUUUCUCCAGCGCUUUCAAAGCUUUGUUUACAGAAUAAAAUUACAAAUAAAACCAACUUGAUUUUAUUUGACCAGAAGGAAGCUGGCUAAGCUGGCCUUUUUACAUAGGAGUACAGAAUGUAUUUCAUAGGAAAUGUGCUGUAAAGUCUCAGAAAACUAAAUAUUUUCAAACUUAGUUUUCCCUUAUAACCAAAGUUUCAACUUAGAAGUUUAGAGAAAGAGAAUGGUUGGCACAUGAUCCAAGUAUUUAAUGUUAACGGUGUAUUGUAAGGGUAGUGUUUGGUUUUGAAUGAUAACUUAGGAGAUCUCAAAGCAAAUGGGCAGCAUAGGUCUUAAGAAACCAUAAACGAAUUUCCAUAUAGUAUUACAACCCAUAGGCUUAAAUCUGGGGAUUUUUAAAAUAUGAGAAUCAGCCAAACAUAAGUUAGCAAAAUCAAAAACAAGUUCUGAUUGUUUUAUAUUUCAACAAUUUUUCCUGAAGUGGUAAGCAGUUACUUUAAAACAUUUUGAAACAUCAGUAUCAAAAAAAAGAAAGAAGCUUGACAUAGGAUGCAGUGUUAGAGUUUUUGGCACUUUAUAGUAGCCUUUCUUAUAUUUGAAAUUACGGGCUUUGCUAGCCCUACCUUUACUUAGAAGUUUAGUCCUACUGUGAAAAAUAGGAGCGUUUUAAACAUAACGCCAUCUGUCAUGGUGUAUAUCUGUAUAAAUUGUUCUCUUUGGGAGAAAAAUAUUAUCAAAUUGGGCAUAUAACUUAAUUAUGUUCAUUUAACUUUUUUUUUUUGAUUUCCCAGAGAAUUUGUAGACGUUAAUAUAAAGUCAUUGGAACAUAUUUAUCUGUUUUACCAGAAAGAAAUCUAGGCAGAUACUACAAAAGAUUAAAAAUUGUUAUUCUACAAAAUUUUAAAUAUUGUCAGAUAUUUUGUAAAAAAAAAAAAAAAAAAAAGCCAAAAGGUUGCCCUCCAUUUUGCUGGCAGAUAACUUUAUCUUCUUGUCUUACUUAAGGAUUUCCCCUGGUUUCUCAGUUGUUCUCUGUCCUGUUGUUUUCAAUAAGGAAAGCAUUUGCUAGCAUACUGUUUACUUGGAUAGCAUCAAAAUUUUAUUAUUAACCAAUAGUCUUAUAAAUACUUAAAACUUCUAGUUCAGAAAGUGCAAAUAUUGCUGCCCUUCUUCAUGUAGAAUUAAAAAAAAAUAAUAGUGUAGUUCUGCUUCAUUUUACAUUGGGCUAAAAAUUGUCUUAAAGGAAGUUAAUUAGGAAAGAAGACGUUUUUGCUUUAUUUUUACUAUUGAAGACAAAUCAACAUUUGGGGUUAGUUUUACAUGACCAGUUAUCAAAUGGUCAUAGUAUGAAGUGUGCAGUUGUUUAUUAUUAGCAAAUUGUCUGAUUUUUAAACUACUAAGUACUAAUAGUUAAGAUGAAAACUGAAGAAAAAUGCCAAUGUGAAGUUUGUGUAUAGCUAGCCUUAAAAAACUCCAUGUUUUUAGGUGAUUUGUUUCCUGUUAGUUCUCUGGAGAAACAGUGGAGAUAGGACAUCUCAAUUCCAGAUGUAAACAAAAAGUAAUUUUUUUUAUUUCAACAUUUCAUAUAGCUGUUACUAUGUGGAUUCUUGUGUUUUUUUCUUUCCCUUAUUCAAGUAAUAGAGAAUAACUUUUUCCUCAAAUUAUUUGAUCUUAGAUAUGUUAUUUCUGUAUUGGCAAAAUGCUACUAUUAAAGUGUAAUUCUCAAAUUUAGGUUGAAUUGAUGAAUUUUUAAAACAAAACAGAAGCACUGGACAUUUCUACAUUGUACUGCACUUGCAGACACACACUCACUCUGGAGAAUGUGGCACCGGCAUUAAGAACAUUGGCAGUUUUUAAAACGUUGCAAGUGAGCUACGUAAUACUCGUUUUCAGGAUCGAGUAUUUUAGGCUCUCUACUUACUGUGAGAAGUUUUUUAUAUUGUAAAAUUAAAUAAUUAUAUUUAAAAUACUCCUUUAGAGUGUUACCUAUUCAGUCACCAAGAAGAAUACAAAUGUCUUACCACAAAAGUAUUAUUUGAAGCUCAUCUGUGGAGAUUCUGUUAACGGCCUUGUAUCUCCUUACUUAACUUGCCCCCUCAAUCGCACAUUUUCCUUUCAAUCUGUUACUGCCCUGUGUCGUUUUUUAAAACAGCCACCGUGAGUAAGGGCUUCUUUCAGAUAAUCGCUGAUGUCUUUGGCAUUUAAUACAAUGUAAAGAUAAGACAGGAUACAUCUGUUUUCAUUCCCGUCUAUUUUGUAUGAGUGCCUCAUUUUGUAGUUGUGAAAUUAAUACAGUACCUUAAAUGAAAAUGUAGUGACCAGAAGGCCUAGAAAUGACUGUCGUAGAAGCUGAAGAACUAGAACACUUACUUGGUAGGGGCGUCAGUUUUCGUUAACCCCUUAGACACUCAGGCCAACUUUAUGUGUAUAUAUUCUAAAAGUGCUCCCUUUUUUAUGUGGUCGUUUGUUGCCUUCUGAGUUGAGAGAACAAGAUUGAAUAAAAAUGAUAGUUGUAGCCUA